AAAUUGGAUAUCUGCAUUGUCGCCGUUAGUUCCCAUGGAAAAAAAGGGAGAAUACGCCAGUCCAAAAGGAUUCCUUUCGAUUGGCGACUAUGGAAUUGGAUCGGCAACGCAACAGCAACCUUCGAUGCUCCGCCUCGGUUCAAUCGAUCGGAGUUCAGUUGGCGUCGCGAUCACCGGCGACCUAACUCCGCCCAGCAGAUCGAAGCAAGGAAGAAGGGAAGGUUUUUGGGGAAAAGAUAAGAUUUUGUUGUUCUAGUUGAGGAGGAUCGAGAACUGAGAUCGGAGUCGCGGCUGAUGGGUGUUUGAGCUGGGGCUUCUGUUUGAUUUCAAUUCAUUUCCUCUGACUCCUGAGUCCUCACAGAAAGUAGGGGGAAACCCCCAGUUUUUUGUCGACGUUUGGAACCUCUGGUGGUGUAUUUGGGAUUAGUCGGAGCUGCAAAGUCUGGAGGAGGCUCCUUCAGCUAUCUGGAAGUCGAAUAGUUAUAAAUCGUCAGCGAUCUUGAGUUGGGCUUUGGAAUUCUUGCAAACAAGAAGCUCACUUGAUAGAAAGAGUUCAGAACCUAAGGCCUGAAGUGUGCACGAGAACAAAAUUUGAAGUAUGUGGAAGCUGACUAGAAAUGAAGAGGAGGAUUACUUCCCUUCAUCCCCAAGAAAGGACUGGUCAAUUGGGCUGAUGAAGUUUGUAUUGGUUCUAGGUAUUUUUAUGAUGGGGGUUGUUCUAGGAUUGUGCUUGAGCUCCACCUUUACCCACGACUUCAAUUCACGGACUGAGCUGUUCUUCCCAUCAACGAUGUACUCUACGAACUGUGAUAAGGACUGUUUAAGCAUUAAGAGCUUUCUUGGCCCAAAACACUUGAAGCAUAGCAUGACAGAUGACGAACUUUUCUGGCGGGCAUCAUUGGUUCCCCAAAUGGAGGAGUAUCCAUUUAACAGGGUGCCAAAGGUGGCUUUUUUGUUCUUGACAAGGGGGCCAUUGCCUUUUGUGCCACUUUGGGAAAGGUUCUUUAAGGGACACAAAGGGUUAUAUUCGAUUUACGUCCACACGUUUCCUGACUAUAAGCUCAAUGUCAAUGAGGAUUCUGCAUUUUAUGGCCGACUAAUCCCAAGCGAAGAGGUGUAUUGGGGAUCUAUUACAUUGGUUGACGCUGAGAAGCGUUUGUUAGCAAAUGCUUUACUGGAUUUUUCCAAUGAACGCUUUGUUCUUCUCUCCGAAAGCUGCAUACCGAUAUAUAAUUUCCCCACUGUCUAUGAGUACCUCAUAAACUCUGCCCAUAGUUUUGUUGACUCGUAUGAUGUGGAUACGCCACAAGGGCGUGGACGCUACAACCGACGCAUGGCUCCACAUAUACAGCUAUAUCAAUGGAGGAAAGGCUCUGAAUGGUUUGAGCUCAAGCGGGAGCUGGCAGUAAGCAUAGUUGCAGACAAUAAUUAUUACUACAUCUUUAGAAAAUACUGCAAGCCUUCAUGCUAUCCUGAUGAACACUACAUUCCAACAUACCUGAACAUGUUCCAUGGUGCUCUCAAUGCAAAUCGUAGCAUCACUUGGGUUGAUUGGUCAAGAGGUGGGCCUCAUCCAGCAAGCUACGGUGCUCCAAGUAUCACGGCGGGUUUCAUCAAAGCCCUUAGGAAUAAUGGGACCUUCUGUAUGUAUAACUCGAAGUCAUCUUCCAUUUGUUUUCUUUUUGCAAGAAAAUUUGCUCCUAGUGCCUUGGCACCUCUGAUGAACCUCACUUCCGAAGUCAUGGGCUUUUGAUAUGUCCUUUAUUGUCGGUGUCACUCCAUGAGAUUGAUUCCUGCCUGUUUUAUAUAGCAGAUAGAUGGCUUAUGUGUGAUUUACCCUGUUCUAACUUUGGUCUCGGAGAUGAGAAAUGAGAAGGAACAGCUGAGCAGAACUCUUCUAAUUUUUUGACGUUUUCACAGUAGUUUGUAUCAGGAACUCACUUUGACACCUUUUUAUAGCUAGUAAAGUUCCUUUUACUUUGUCCAUCUCACACUAGUUCUGCGAACAAGUUGGCCUUUAUCUCAUUUAUUGACUUCAAUGGUGCAACUUAGAAAAGUGAAGAACUUUGUAUCCAUUUCGACAUCUGCAUUUCAAAUAUCAGGAUCAUAUGCCUAUGGGAAUUUGAUCGACCAAAUGUUGUUACACUUUUGUCUAUUGUUAAUUCGAAUACAUUCAAGUUCCUAAUCACAAGGCUGUCUUUUUCGCUGACUGGAAAAUUAAGCGUAUUGAGGUGUCUGCCAAAAGAGGAGGCCAAAACAGUUUGCUAUUUUGUCAGAUAUUAAUGAAAAUUUUGUAAUAUUUCAGUUCUAUAGAAGCAUCUUAUAGUAAGUGCCAUUAGUUACUUCCAUUUUAUGUCACACUGAAUGGUAAAGUUUGACAAGGAAAGUGAUUAGAUUAAGUUCUUCCCUUAAUGUUCCAUUCUUGUCAGUUUGGCUCAAGCAAUGAUUGUAUUUUUCAAUUGAUCUGUAAUUAAUUCUCUGUUUUUUCUUCUCAAA
This is a messenger RNA of Zingiber officinale, 2496 nucleotides long. RefSeq names its product glycosyltransferase BC10-like. Gene Ontology annotation, molecular function: glycosyltransferase activity. Gene Ontology annotation, cellular component: membrane. The transcript is spliced from 3 exons. The coding region runs from base 599 to 1753 and encodes 384 amino acids. The record is from RefSeq and is a predicted model, not a curated record. Lineage: Eukaryota; Viridiplantae; Streptophyta; Magnoliopsida; Zingiberales; Zingiberaceae.